Molecule: messenger RNA, 1274 nt
Organism: Scomber japonicus (chub mackerel)
Lineage: Eukaryota; Metazoa; Chordata; Actinopteri; Scombriformes; Scombridae
Gene: ube2g1a
Product: ubiquitin-conjugating enzyme E2G 1a (UBC7 homolog, yeast)
Exons: 6
Coding region: 529-1041 (170 amino acids)
Biological process (GO): proteasome-mediated ubiquitin-dependent protein catabolic process; protein polyubiquitination
Molecular function (GO): ubiquitin conjugating enzyme activity
Source: RefSeq, a predicted model, not a curated record
UAUUAUAUCAAGGAUGCGAUGUGAUCACACCGACUUGGACAGUACAUUAAACGUGAUGAAUUGGCUACAGUUAGAUGUGAACAUUGUGGGCUACAGGACAUUUAUUUUUAUACUGUCCUGGAUAUCAGCAAGAGACAGACACUUAAAGUUACAAAGUUAAAGAUACACUUCAAAGGUAUCACAUGGCACUUGUUAUUUGAGAAAUAUUGCAGAGGAGUCCAGACGAUGUAGGACACAGGGCUAUUUUCAGAUUUUUUAAAAAGAAGAGUAUAUAAUGCAAUACUAAAGUAACUGUUCUCUAAUCCAGAAGGUGGCGGUAACGCGCCUAAAGGCUGUUUGCCAACCGCCAUUAAAGAACCAAAAAAGAAGAAGAAGACGCUGCAGCAGGAGAAGGUGACGACGAAGAAGAAUGACGAGAACGCUUAACUGAAAAUAGAGGGGACGGAGGACUGUUUAACGAUCGUUCAUUUUACGCUGUUACCUCGAAACAUUCACCAUUGAACACAGCGGCAUUACACUUGCUAAAUUAUGACAGAGCCUCAGUCAGCGCUGUUACUCAGGAGACAGCUUGCAGAGCUGAAUAAAAACCCAGUGGAGGGAUUCUCAGCAGGACUGAUCGAGGAUAGCGAUCUCUACAGAUGGGAAGUCCUUAUCAUUGGGCCACCAGACACACUAUAUGAAGGUGGUGUGUUUAAAGCUCAUUUGACAUUUCCCAAAGACUACCCUCUCAGGCCUCCUAAAAUGAAAUUUAUCACAGAUAUCUGGCACCCUAACGUGGACAAGAAUGGAGAUGUAUGUAUUUCAAUUUUGCACGAGCCCGGGGAGGACAAGUACGGCUAUGAGAAACCAGAGGAGCGCUGGCUGCCUAUCCACACAGUGGAAACCAUCAUGAUAAGUGUUAUCUCUAUGCUGGCAGACCCAAAUGGUGACUCGCCAGCCAACGUGGACGCUGCAAAAGAGUGGAGGGAGGACAGACACGGCGCAUUCAAAAGGAAAGUCGCACGUUGUGUACGAAAAAGCCAAGAGACUGCGUUUGAGUGAUGUCUAGCGAGGAUCUAGCUUCAUGUUUUCAGGGUCUCCAAUUGAAAAUCAACAUGGCACUGUUUCCUGCACUCUUCCACCCUGUUGCCAGGCUUGUCCUCCUUUUUUUGUUCUGGCAGGAACAGACUGGCUACUGUAGGCUGCAAUAGAACAUAACAGUGACUACCAAGGCUGACAGAAAACCGCCAAGCAAGUGCCAACUCAAAAAUAACAAAAAAAACAAAAAACAAACA